AUGGUGGCUAGCAAAGAAACUAUGCACACGUUUCUUCUUGACUGGCGGCUCGUAGGCUCAGCUCACAGGAGAGCUGAGGGAAGGCAAGAAAGGAGAUUCUUAUCAAGGACACAUGGAUUUGGUGUUUCGACUGCCCAAAUGUUUAUCAAUGGCCAUUUUUCUGAUUCGAAAAGUACAGAGUUAAUCGAUGUGUAUAAUCCAGCCAAUAAUGAGCUCAUAUAUCGUACACCUAAAAGCACUGAGCAUGAGAUGCAAGAAGCUGUGGAAAGUGCAAAGGGAGCUUUUGCAAUCUGGAAGAAAAGUAGCGUUUUAACAAGACAGAGUUUGAUGCUCAAAUAUCAGAGUCUUAUCCGUGAAAAUGCAGAAAAACUUGUAAUGAAUAUAGUAAAAGAAAAUGGAAAGACUCUUGCCGAUGCAGAAGGUGAUGUCUUACGUGGUCUUCAAAUUGUUGAUAUUUGUGCUGGGAUUCCAAGUCUGCUACUAGGUGAAUCUAUCAACAACAUCGCCACUGACAUGGACACUAUAUCCUACAAAGUACCUUUGGGUAUUACUGCAUCCAUCUGCCCUUUUAACUUUCCAGCUAUGGUGCCACUUUGGACGUUUCCAAUCAGCGUAGCCUGUGGUAAUGCAACUAUCCUCAAGCCAUCCGAGAGAACUCCUGGAGCCUCUUUAAUACUGGCAGAACUAUUUAGUGAAGCUGGUGCACCACCUGGCCUCUUAAAUAUCAUACAUGGUGAAAAAGAGGCUGUCAACUUCAUUUGUGAUAAUCCUGACAUAAAAGCUGUAUCCUUUGUUGGCUCUGACCAGGCCGGAAAAUACAUUUAUGAACGCAGUGCUGCAAACGGUAAAAGAGUACAGUGCAAUAAUGGAGCAAAAAAUCAUUGUAUAGUAUUACCUGAUGCUAAUAAAAAAAAGAGCAUUUCCCAAAUAGUUGGAGCUGCAUUUGGUGCAGCAGGCCAGCGAUGUAUGGCCAUAUCGGUUGCCAUACUUGUAGGUAAUACUAAGGACUGGAUUUCAGAUAUAAUGCAUGCUGCUAAACAGCUUAAAGUUAACGCUGGACAUGUCCCAGGUACUGACCUUGGACCGGUCAUUUCACCUCAAUCUAAAAAUCGAAUUCUGGAGCUCAUUGAAGCUGGUAUUCAAGAAGGUGCUAGCUUACCGCUUGAUGGCAGAGAUAUUAAGGUUCCUGGAUUUGAAAAAGGAAAUUUCAUAGGACCUACAAUUUUGACAAAUGUCCAGCCUUACAUGAGAUGUUACAAAGAAGAAAUAUUUGGACCUGUUUUAAUUUGCAUGGAAGCUAAUUCACUAGAAGAAGCUACUGACAUAAUUAAUAAGAAUCCUUAUGGAAAUGGAACAGCUAUUUUUACAACAAACGGAGCUAGUGCUCGAACAUUCACAGAAAUGGUUGAAGUUGGCCAAGUUGGAAUCAACGUACCUAUUCCAGUACCUCUACCAAUGUUUAGUUUUACAGGAAAUAAAAAAUCUUUUUUUGGAGAUAAUCACUUCUAUGGAAAAUAUGUAAGUACAACUUUAAAUAUCUAG
Molecule: messenger RNA, 1542 nt
Organism: Copidosoma floridanum
Lineage: Eukaryota; Metazoa; Arthropoda; Insecta; Hymenoptera; Encyrtidae
Product: putative methylmalonate-semialdehyde/malonate-semialdehyde dehydrogenase [acylating], mitochondrial
Biological process (GO): L-valine catabolic process; thymine catabolic process
Cellular component (GO): mitochondrion
Molecular function (GO): methylmalonate-semialdehyde dehydrogenase (acylating, NAD+) activity
Source: RefSeq, a predicted model, not a curated record